Cooperia oncophora is the source of this 390-nucleotide messenger RNA. NCBI's taxonomy places the organism in Eukaryota, Metazoa, Nematoda, Chromadorea, Rhabditida, Trichostrongylidae. The record is from the annotation of a GenBank genome assembly.
AUGAUUUAUCUUUCUGCUUAUUUGAUUCUGCAAUUCUUAUCCUCCAUUUAUUUGCUUGUCCAGUGUGGUGGUGGUGGCAAGAAGAAAAAGGUGACCCCCAAAAAGGGAUCUCCGGCUGCCAAACCGGGUGAAGCGGCUGUGGCGACUGCAAAGCCUGAUACUGUCAAAACGGACAAGACGGCGAUUGAGGACAAGAAAGAGGCUGAGAAACCGUCUGAAGAGAAAAAAGUUGAUACAGCAGCAUCUACGCCAAAGCAAGAAGGUGGUGACAUAAAACUAAGUGCCAGCAGUCUUGCCUGGGAUGCAAAACAGUCUCAGCAGGUAGGGUCUAUCGUCAUUAUCAGUCACCUUUGCCCGAACGGUGAAUUGGUAGGGCAUAAGGUAAUGUAG